Lutra lutra (Eurasian river otter) is the source of this 1989-nucleotide messenger RNA. RefSeq names its product single-pass membrane protein with coiled-coil domains 3 (gene SMCO3). NCBI's taxonomy places the organism in Eukaryota, Metazoa, Chordata, Mammalia, Carnivora, Mustelidae. The record is from RefSeq and is a predicted model, not a curated record. The transcript is spliced from 4 exons. Bases 689 to 1366 code for a protein of 225 amino acids.
AGAAGAAUUCAGAGAAUGAGGAUUGCAGAAAUAGUAGAUAAAGCAGACAGGCAGAGGGACCCAGCAGAGACCAGCAAAGGCUGUAAGUCAUCACAUUCCAUGGAAACAUCCAGAUGAAACCAGAUGAAAAAGCCCUUUGACAAUAUUCCUAAACAACCACUUGGACUACUGAACUCAGAAACACAGCAAGGUAUGAUGGCAGGCCUGCUGAAGAUCUAGGAGGCGUAAGGAAUCCUCCCAAAGUCCUUCCCCAACACAAAAGGAACUAGGAAGGUUUGUUAAAACAAGUUAACUAGGAAGAAACUCACUACUUGGAAGCAUUCAGCCUCCUAUCCUGGAGGAAGGCUCAUCUCUCCAUUUGUUUAUCUUUAGGUAAAUAGAACCACAUACCUUUUCUGGAAGCUAUGCCUUCAGAUAAAGGCAGAUGAAUAGCUGCUAGAGAUAUUUUACACUUUCACAGGCUAAGAAAGACUCCUCUCACCUAAAUAUCUGAAUAAGAAUGUAGUUGAUGCUCUUCUGAAUUCAAAGUGAGAAACUGGAGUUUUCACUUCAUGAUAGUAUCUGAAAACUAGGAACCAAAAAGAAAAAGGUUGAAUGGAAAAUUUCUGGAAGAAAAAAGGAGAAACAAAGUCCAGAUUCAUGGUUAUCAAAGUACAGUUUUGCCACCAAAAGAGAUUAUAUUUGAAACAUGUCUCAGAGUGACUUCCUCUACCCAGAGAAUCCACGGAGAAGGCAGGAAGUAAACCGACUUCACCAGCAGCUUCUUGACUGUUUAUCUGAUAGCUUCCAUGCUACUAAUAAGCUGAUUGAGGUCUUAAACUUGCACUUGGGGUGCAAGUUGGCCUCCAUCGAGAUGAAAAGAGAUGGGACCAUCAAAGAAAACUGUGAUAUCAUCAUCCAAGCCAUGAUGAAAAUCCAAACAGAACUACAAAAGGUUGAUGAAGCACUAAAAGAUAAGCUAGAGCCAACCCUCUACAGAAAACUUCAGGAUAUUAAAGAAAGGGAAACAGAGAAAAUUGCAAUAGUACAAAAGGUCAUUUCAGUCAUCCUGGGAGAAGCUACUUCCACAGCCAGUGCAGUAGCUGUUAAACUUGUGGGCUCAAACAUCACAACUGGCAUCAUUAACAAGCUGGUCACUGUGUUAGCUCAAAUUGGUGCUUCUCUCCUUGGUAGUAUAGGAGUUGCCGUUCUUGGCCUUGGCAUAGAUAUGAUCUUCCGUGCCAUCCUGGGAGCAGUGGAGAAAACGCAGCUUGAAGCAGCCAUUAAAAGUUAUGAGAAGCAUCUGGUGGAAUUCAAGUCAGCUUCAGAAAAGUAUCAUCAUGCCAUUACUGAGGUCACCAACACAGUGAAACACCAAAUGAAAUGAACAGCCACGGUGCCACUGGAAUACUUUUCUAUGUCUCUAUAAUAGUGUUUUGCUUCUUGGAUUAGGUUCAUUUUCUGCUAAGUUUCCAACAUGGACAGAAAUAUAGUUAAUAAGUUGGCAAGGUGGUUUAAGAGAUGCUAAAACUAGAGGACUCCACAGAGUUUUUUAUCAGUUGGGUCUAGACCCUGUGAGGCAAAAGAUAUAUCCCAGGAUACCUUCUUACUCUGCUCUACCAGAUCAACAUUACAUUAAAUGCUAUUGUAGAAGAGCAAGUCUAGGGGUUACUUCUUCCUUUUCUUUUCCCCCAAAUUCUUAAAAUUUACUCUGAAUAAAGAAUCUUUCAUUCCUACCACUAGCUUCAGACAUCAUUUAGUUCUAAGGGGAUGUACUUGGUAACUUCUGCCUAGACACAAACUGUGGACCUUUGAAUGAAAUGGAAAUACUACCAUAAUUUUGACCUUGAGCUUAAGCUCAAUUUUCAAUAAACUAGAAGAGACUGAAGUAUGGGUUGUAACAGUUUAUUUUAAUGAUCAAAGGACGCAAGGGUUCUGUAACUUCCACUGAUUACAUCCUAUAAAUGCAAAUGGAUUUUUAAAAGAUAAAAGUUAAGGGGGGCCUUGGUG